This is a messenger RNA of Mercenaria mercenaria, 15843 nucleotides long. Its product is annotated as E3 ubiquitin-protein ligase TRIP12-like. The transcript is spliced from 40 exons. NCBI's taxonomy places the organism in Eukaryota, Metazoa, Mollusca, Bivalvia, Venerida, Veneridae. The record is from RefSeq and is a predicted model, not a curated record. Bases 164 to 6811 code for a protein of 2215 amino acids. Gene Ontology annotation, molecular function: zinc ion binding; ubiquitin protein ligase activity. Gene Ontology annotation, cellular component: nuclear speck. Gene Ontology annotation, biological process: regulation of double-strand break repair; proteasome-mediated ubiquitin-dependent protein catabolic process; DNA damage response.
CGGCUGCGCACGCAACACUUUCCGAAGGAUCAUCUGUUUCCCAACAAACACAGAAAACAUAAAAUUAACAGUUUAUCAUCCUUUUCCCUGAUAUAUAUUGCAGUAUACCAUACAACUACAAUCCUGGCUAAUCCUGGCAUGAGCCAGAUGAGGUGUGGUGCCUAUGGCCGAUCCAGUUGAUUGUCAGUCUAGUGGGGGGAGUAAACAACACACACGCAAAACAGGGGCCAGACACACAAAUAGAGAGAUUAGCAGUCCAGCCAUAGCAAGGCGGACAAGGAGUAGGGAUAGGCAAUCAGAGGACACUGAGGUUACAAUCAAGCAAGAAAAACCUGUCAGGGAAGGCUCAAGAGAAAAGAAAUUUGGAAUAAACGUUAAUCAGAAUUUGAACGCCAAUUCAUCAGAGAGCUCUACAGAAUUUUCUACACAGAGAAGAAGGAGAUCUAGUUCUGGUAGUUCUAAAUCUAAAACUUCUCUACAGUCAAACUCUAGUACAAAGGUAGACAGGGGUAGGAAAAGGUCACAAAGUGAAGAAAGUGUAGGUGUAUUGUCAACAUCACCACCAGGUAGUAGUGGGACAAAGGGCAGAGAUAGGUCUGCCUCGGGUGUGUUCAGUGAAAGAAGUGGAGUUAAUUCAUCUUGUGCAAAGUCAUCUGCAAGUUCAGCAUCUGUUAAAAAUUCUUCAUCAAAGUCAUCAUCAAGAUCUAGAAAAAGGAGUGGUCCGGUGUCUGCAGCAUCAAGUUCUUUAUCAAGCAUUGACUUAGAGACUGCUUCGGCAGUAUCAUCACGUUCCUCUAAAGUUUCUGUGAGCUCUUCAAAGACAAGGAGCAAUAGCGGCUCUAGUUUAACAUCUGUGUCUAGUGAGGGUCUGCUGACUGGGAAUUGUGAAAAGUGUAGACUGGUUAAAAAAGCUAGAAAAGGAAAGGAAACUGAGGUUAGGGUCAAAUCCACUAGAACUUGGUCUGUAAGUGUAGCGGACAUUCCUAACACUGAGUGCACUUCACAUAAUAUAUCAUCAGGAAAAUCCUCAGCGUCAUCGUUGUUUAGUGAUACAUUUAAAGGUAAAAUAGAGGAGUGUGGGACUGGUCAGACUUUAUCAAGGUCAAUAAAACAAAGUCUUAGGCCAAGUACGCAAGCACAGUCACGUGCUGAGGUGGGAACAUACCGUGUGUCUCGUAAACGUUCAAACGUAGCAAAAUCAUCAACUUCUGUUGUAGAACCUGUUGCUAAGUGCAGCAAGGUGGAAUCUAGAACUGACAGUGAUAUUAAGUUGGAGAAAAAAAUAGAAGUCAGUGUUACUAAUCACGGUAUUCACGAACAGGCAUUGCCAGCUAGUUUUAUUAUUGCUGGUACUAGUUAUUCUAGAGACAAUAACCCAACACAGCCACCAAAGAAAAAAUCCAAGUUGGAUAAAAAGGCAAAAAAGAAAGACAAAAGUUCUCACAAAUUGGAGAGUCCAAAAGGUGCUACGGGGAGUUCUACUUCAAAGUCAUCUCCGCCGGAGCUGAACAGCUUACGGCGGCAUACUCGGGCAAAGAAGACGGGCUCCUGUGCUAGUAGUAGUGGUCGGCAGUCUUCUUCACUGUCCAAGCGUCACCAGCAAGGUCGUACUAAUCCACCAACAGCCCAGGGAUCUGGGUCAACUGUGGCAGCAAGUUGUAGUACGAGUGGAGGGGGAAUAGCCAAACCACUAUCAGCACUCAUGUCAGACAGCGAGAACUCUGUGUCGGGAGGGGGAGGUCCUUCAAAGACACCUCAAGAUGAUAAUACACAGUCAACAGGACUUGCUCCAAGUACUGGAGGUGCAACUGCAAUGACGUCAGAGAGCGAGUCCGAGGAGGCUGAUAUGGGCAGACUUCAAGCUUUACUGGAGGCAAGGGGUCUGCCAUCACAGCUGUUUGGAGCACUUGGUCCCAGAAUGCACCAGUUACUACACAGAACAAUGGGCAGUAAUAGUUCAAUGAACAAAGCCCAGCAGUUGUUACAGGGUUUACAGGCAACAGGGAAUGAAGACCAGCAGCUGUCUGCUGUCAUUGAAAUGUGCCAGAUGUUGGUAAUGGGGAAUGAAGACACAUUGGCAGGUUUCCCAGUGAAGCAAGUUGUACCAGCCUUAAUUACACUGCUACAAAUGGAACACAACUUUGAUAUGAUGAAUCAUGCCUGUAGGGCUCUCACAUACAUGAUGGAAGCCCUUCCUAGGUCCUCUGCAGUUGUCGUUGAUGCAGUACCAGUGUUUUUAGAAAAGUUACAAGUUAUACAGUGUAUGGAUGUGGCAGAACAAGCCUUGACAGGCCUGGAAUCACUGUCAAAGAAACACAGCAAGGCCAUUUUACAAGCUGGAGGUAUUGCAGCAUGUUUGAUGUUCCUGGAUUUCUUCAGUAUAAAUGCCCAGCGUUGUGCUCUAGCAAUCACUGCCAACUGUGUUCUCAAUAUGACCAGUGAAGAGUUCCACUAUAUCAGAGAUUCUGUACCGUUGCUGAGUGCAAGGCUUACACACCAGGACAAGAGGUCUGUGGAAAGUGUGUGCCUGUGUUUUGCUCGCCUUGUUGACAAUUUCCAGAAUGACAGAAGAAUACUAAAGGAGAUAGCUGUACAGGGUCUUCUCACAAACAUUCAGCAACUGCUUGUUGUGAGCCCACCAGUUGUAAGCACUGGGACGUUUGUAAUGGUGAUACGUAUGCUGGCCAUAAUGUGUGGAAACUGUCCUGACCUUGCUGUCGUCCUACUUAGACAGAAGGUUGCUGAUACACUGUGUUAUCUACUUGUUGGAACUUCAGAAGAAGCUACAAAGAGUAUAGAAUUGGUCUCUAGAACUCCACAGGAACUUUAUGAAAUAGUUUGUUUAAUAGGGGAGUUGCUACCAGUGUUGCCAUCAGAUGGGAUAUUUGCAAUAGAUAAUUUAAUGAGGAAAGGAUCACUGACCCAUGUGGAUGCUGUCAUCUGGCAAUGGAAGGAUGAUAGAAACAUGUGGCAUUCUUACUCUCCCAUAGACAGUAAAAUCAUAGAGGCGGCCCAUCAGUCAGGUGAAGAUGAAGUAAGUCUAUCAACAAUGGGCCGAGCGUAUACAAUAGACUUCAGCACAAUGCAACAAAUCAACGAAGACACAGGAACUGCCAGAAAUGUACAAAGAAAGCCUAAUCCAUUUGCAUCUACAAACACUCAGUCUAGCUCUGGUUCAAGUUCGGAGACAGACUUGGAGCGUUGUGAUUCCAGAGCGGAAGUUUUAAAGGAGGAUACAGAUCUGGCCUCGUCCUUCAUCAAAACAUUGUUUUCUGUUUUGUAUGAAGUUUAUAGCUCAUCAGCUGGACCUACAGUACGACACAAAUGUCUCCAGACGUUAUUACGUAUGAUAUAUUAUAGCAGUGCUGAUCUCUUGAAAGAUGUUCUCAAAUCUCAACCAGUCUCUAGUCAUAUAGCAGCCAUGAUGGCAUCCCAGGAUUUGAAAGUUGUAGUUGGUGGGAUACAGAUGGCUGAAACUCUGAUGCAGAAACUACCAGAUAUAUUUAAUGUGUUUUUCAGACGAGAAGGUGUUAUGCAUCAGAUGAAGAAAUUAAGCGAGAUUGACCCUCAAGCUGUGACCCCAGUUAAGCCCCCUCAGCCCCAGCAGUCCCCUCUCAGCUCUGGUUCCCUGGUUAGCAUCAGCAGUAGUGGAACCAGCUGUAGUGCAGGGUCAGCAGAAGCAGAUAAGAAAGAGCUGGACAUGUGUUUAAGUCUGGCAGAGGGUUCGUCAAGUACGUCUACAGAUGAUCACGAAACUGGUGCUACUCAAAUGAGACUCAGUGAUGUUCUGAAACGAAAGAAACCUCCAAAACGACCUGCGAGAAAAAAUAACAAGAAUGAUGACAGUCCAGAAGUAGAUAAAAAAGCAUUAGGUGUUGGUCGAUCAAGUCGUAGUAAAGGCUCGUCGAAGGAGAAGAGUAGCAGUAGUUCAUCAUCCAAAAUGUCUUUCUUGCCGAGUUUGAACCCACGAAGCUGGGGAAAGCUUGGUAGUUCAUCAUCGUCAUCAUCAUCCUCAGAUAGACCUCUCCUAUCCAAGUAUUCUAGUCUCAAACCUGUUCAACCUGCUUUACCAAACAAUAAAGACAAGAUUAAAACUUGGAUAAAAGAGCAAGCCACAAGGUUCUUAGAGCAGUAUUUCUCAGAAGAGGCCCAGCCUGGCAGUCAUCCGGCUCUGUCAACAUUGAACAAACUGUGUACAGCUACAGAGAAUCUCAGUCUGGAGGAUGAUGUAGGAAUGGAAGCAUUACUGGAUAUAUCUGUGAUAAUGAAAGAUAGUGACGUUUCUCCUUUCGAGGUGAUACACAGUGGGCUUGUGAAGAAGUUGCUGCUUUAUUUAACAUCAAUGGAAGGGACGGUUCCUCGAGAUGUCAGAAUUAGACGGUUUCUUCAUGUCUUCCUUAAUUGUCCUUCUCCAGAUAUUGUGCAUCUGAAGGAGAUCAACAUGCCUGACAGUGAGGUGCCGUGUUCUAUGUUACCCCUUGUACAGAAGUUAAUGGCUUGUUUACACCAGCUGGAACAAUUCCAAGUCAAAGUUCAUGACCUACCUGGUGGCAAUUCUUCAACUGGGAGAGGCUCAAAUGCUCUCAAGUUCUUUAACACACAUCAGCUUAAGUGUUUGCUGCAAAAGCACCCAUCUUGCAAUACAUUGAAACAGUGGAAAGGAGGUCCGGUGAAGAUAGAUCCUCUUGCACUUGUUCAAGCUAUAGAAAGGUACCUGAUCAUGAGAGGCUAUGGUAGACAAAAGGAUGCUGAUGAUGAUGGUAGUGAUGAUGACAACUCUGACGAAGAUCUGGAUGAUACUAUGGCUGCUGUGUUUAUUAGCCAAGGUCAAGCACGGCACAGACUGGAGUUUCUGAUCGGAGAUAGGGUGUUGCCAUAUAACAUGACUGUGUACCAGGCAAUAAAACAAUACAGUAACUGUCCUGACAGGGAGGGUAGUGAGACAGAUACAGAUACAGAAAAUCCUGUUGGUCACGCUAGUAUCUGGGUCCAGACACAUACAAUUUGGUACCGUCCAGCCCCAGAGUCCGAUGAGUCCGUUGUUACAAGUCCCAAGAAAACAAAAUCAGAAACUAAAGCAGCAAAAUCAAGUCAUAAAAGAAAAUCAGAAGAUUUGUGGACUGAGUCAGAGUUUUCUAUUUCUGCAGAUGGAAGUUGUCCUGUGAUAGUUCCAGCACUGAAUGCUUACUUGACAGAAAAACUGCCGGCGUUUGUAACAGUGCAAGAUGCUUCCCUUGAAGUUAUAGCCUUACUGAGGAUACUACAUGCAUUUAAUAGAUACUGGUCCACUGUUUAUGAGGUGCCGUCAUAUUACGCAAAGCCCAUUUUGUCAAAAUCUGAGUUUAUCAGUUCAAAACUGAUGGCGAAGGCAAACAGGCAGCUACAGGAUCCUCUGGUAAUAAUGACAGGAAAUUUACCAACUUGGCUGGCUGAAAUAGCAGCUGCUGCACCAUUCCUGUUCCCAUUUGACACUCGUCAGUUGCUGUUCUAUGCAACCACCUUUGACAGAGAUAGAGCCCUGUUGAGGUUACAGGAUAACUCUGUAGACACCACUGCCAAUGACUCAAGUGACAGAGUCGCCCCUAGAUUAGAUAAACGCAAGCGUAUGGUCAGUAGAACAGAUUUGCUCAAACAAGCUGAGAAGGUGAUGGAAGACUUGGCCAGCUCAAGGGCCAUGUUAGAAAUACAGUAUGAAAAUGAGGUUGGUACUGGGUUAGGACCAACUUUAGAGUUCUACGCCUUGGUGUCACGAGAUCUUCAGAGAGCAGACUUGGAGCUAUGGAGAGGAGAUGCAGUGGUUGAAAAAGAUUCUUCAGGUAUUGAGACCGGUAACCAGUAUAUUUACUCUCCAUGUGGAUUGUUCCCUGUUCCUCUUGCAAGAAAUACAAAAGCAACUGUGGUAAACAGAAUGAAAGCAAAGACCAAAUUUAUGGGAAAGUUGAUGGCAAAGUCUCUUAUGGACUCCAGAAUGCUGGACAUUCCAUUUAGCCGGGUUUUCUUCAAGUGGUUGCUGGGUCAGGAACACAGUUUGACGUCCAGUGACUUACAGUAUGUAGAUCAGGUUGUCUCAAAGUCUUUCAAUCAGUUAGAGGAUAUUCUACGACAGAAACAGAGGAUCCUAGCUGAUAAAUCGCAUACGGAGGAGAGUCGCAGAUUGGCACUGGACAAUCUCACCAUGGAUGGAUGCAGUAUAGAAGAUCUCGACUUAGAUUUCACCUUGCCAGGAUACCCAAAUAUAGAACUGAAAAAGGGUGGCAAGGAUAAACAUGUGACAUUAGAAAAUCUGGAGGAGUAUUUGCAGUUGGUGACCCACUGGAGUUUGGUGGAAGGUGUAUCACGACAAUUUGAGUCACUGAGGGAAGGAUUUGAGUCUGUGUUCCCACUGAGUUCACUGCAAAGUUUCUAUCCAGAGGAGUUGGAGUUAUUAUUCUGUGGACACAACGAAGAAUUGUGGGAUGCCAAAGUUUUGAUGGAGUGCUGUCGCCCAGAUCAUGGGUAUAAUCAUGACAGUCGAGCGGUGAAAUUUCUCUAUGAGAUACUCAGUUCUUAUACACCAGAUGAACAAAGAAUGUUUUUGCAGUUUGUGACAGGGUCACCAAAGUUGCCAGUUGGAGGUUUCCGAAGUCUGAGUCCACCACUGACAAUUGUUCGCAAAAGUUUUGAAUCCUCAGAAAAUCCAGACAAUUUUCUUCCGUCAGUAAUGACAUGUGUUAAUUAUCUUAAACUGCCGGACUAUUCCACCGUGGAAAUCAUGCGUGACAAACUUCACCUUGCUGCUAGUGAAGGACAACUCUCAUUCCACUUAUCAUGAUUAUUGCUGUAUCCAGAAGAAUUACCUCUCCUUAAAGUGAAAAAAAAUGAACUAAAUUGUCUUGUUACAAGAGAAUUUAAUGAGAAGACAGUAGUUUUGUGUGAUUUUAGCAGAAUUUACUGGUGACAUUUUUGGGAUAGACUUACAGCAUAAUUUCUCCAAGGAUAUUAAGCAUUUAAGUAGUCUAAUACCACAUAGUGUAGAUAUGAAGUCAAUGUAGUCAUUCUUUAUAAUAAUGGGAUAUAAUCUGAGCAGGCUUCCUAGAAUAUAGCCUUCUAAAUGAAGAGAAACAGUAUAAUCAUCGCUCAGGCAGUUUGUAGAACAUAAUUUUAGCGAGCAGGCGGCUGAAUGGGCAUUACCAUUUUAUCAUCUGGGUACAUGUUUACAAAGACUUGAAAGGAUUAGACACAUUGGUAUAGUUUGUGUAUAUUUGUUCAUAAUAUUGUGGCCGAGUGGUUAAGGUCGCUGACUUCAAAUCACUUGCCCCUCAUCAGUGUGGGUUCGAGCCUCACUCAAGGUGUUGAAUUCUUCAUGUGAGGAAGGUGGUAGGUUCUACCCAGGUGCCCGCUUGUGCUGAAAUAAUACAUGGAGGGGCAUCUGGGGUCUUCCUCUACCAUCAAAGCUGGAAAGUCGCCAUAUGACCUAAAAUUAUGUCAGUGCAACAUAAACCCAGCAAAAUAAAUAAAUCCAAUAAACCUGUCAAACUGAAAGUUAGUAGAGAUGUUAUUAUAAUACUUGUAACUUUUUUAUGGUUAUACAAUUGAACUCAUCUUUGAAACCCUUGUUGAUACUAAAAGAAUUAAAUCAAAUGUUAGUUAAGUUUGUACUAAAGUGAUUAAGGCUACAUCUAAUGGUAAUUGUCUUACCUUAUGAUUACAACAAGCGAUGAUUGCAAACUAUCUGUAUAUUAAUAUCUGUCUAUGAAUACCAUCUUUGGGAAUGGAAAGAGGUGUUAACAGUUUGGGCUGUUAGAAAAGUUAAAGAUGUUUAGCAUGAAGAAAACAUACUGGCUUCUUGAAGCAGGUUUUAUGCCUAGAGUCAUUCUUUGCCAACAUCAGUCUGUACAGAUGCGGUCUCUGUUUGAAGAUGGUCUGUUGUAUGGGUUCGAUUGCAUACAGUAUCCAGGUAAUCUGUUGCAAAAGGUAUUUUGUGUUAACAUUUCUUUGACGUUUUUGUGCAUAGAUAAUGCAUCAUUUGACACAGUUUAGAUACUUGCCCAGUGGUCAUAUAAGUUCUGUAGAUUGUUGCAGUGUUGUGCAAGAAACAUACGUUACACUUGUUUGCUUCCCAUUCAAAAUGCAAGUCAUGACAUUGUCAAAUGAACUAUAUAUUUAAGUUAUGGUCCUUGGGAGAACCAAAGAGUCUCCCUCAUAUCAUAAUUUUGGGAUUAUGAACUGACAACAUAAUUACAAUAUCCCUUACUUUAUGACAGCAUUGUAAUGUUUCAGAUUAUACUCUUGUUUCUGUUUUGCAAAGGAUCUUUUCCCAAUUUAUACCAUUAAAAGUCAAUAGUGUUCUGACAGAGUGGAUUUAGGCCAGUUUUUGCCAACACUAGUCUGUUCAAAUACACCACAUAUAACUAUAGACUUCCUUGUGAAGUUACAAAAGGUUUUGCCCUGUAGCGUCCCUCUCUAGGUUUAAACCAUUCAUUGACUGUAUUGUGAUGGUUUCAAGUUUGGUAUUCAACUUUCCAAACAAACUCGGUAUAAUUGUAGACUGCAUAUCAUAGUUAAACUGAAUUGUCCCUGUGUAAACUAUUUGAUGUAUAUAUUCUUGUUGUUAUUUUUUGGAAAGUAAUUAUUGUUUGUUUAGAACCCAUCAUGUAUUGAGUUUAUUUUUUUGUGCUUUUUCGUUAGAUGUUGUUUUCAUAAUUUAAGUUGGUUUAAUAUGUUUAUUUAACAACUGGUGUUAACUGUAUAGAGGGUGGAUGUAUAGUUGGAGAAUUUGGAGAAUGUUAAAUAUAGAGCAAUAAGUUCUAGCAAAGUAUGUGCUUUUAUGUUAGUGCAGUUGGUAAUUUAUAUUUUCAUAAAAUAGGGGGGUGUUUUGUAAAAUGAAAAUUAGGCGCGAGGUUUCUUCUAUACAUGUUGUUUUUUUCCAGAUUAAGCUUUUGUACUAAUUCAUAGCCCACAUACAUUGAGCAAUUUAUUUCAAGUAUUAGGGGCUGUUGAAGAAGUCGUAAAUUGUUGGAAAAACUAGUUUAGCAUAAUAUAAACAGGAUUGCUUAUAGAGAUUUCUGAAAUAGUGAUUUUUGUUAGUUAUUUGUUGUGAACAUUUAAACUUUGUUUUUUUAAUUAAUGUAAAGUUAAAUGGGAAAGUUAAUAAAGUAUAUCUUUUGAGCUGAAGUAUUGGGUAACUAAUAAAAGUCUUGGAAGUUAUUAAGCCUUAUGCUAAUUUGGUUUUGGGUCACUGUGUUCAACCUAGUUCUGCAGAAUUGAUGUUGUUGUUGUUGUUUUCAAACAGGGUGUCUCUGAAUACACCAAAAGCAAACUACAUAUUGAUAAAUUUCUAGUCUUUAAUUAAAGAGGGCAAAUAAUGUACUUACUUGGUUUUUCGUUUGUUGAAAUAUAGUUGUUACAUAAUAAUGCUAACAAUUCUUGAAAAAUACUGAUAAAAAUUGAAAGAAAUUAUUCCUUUACAGUUACAAAGAUAGAUAAGUUUAUUUUAUCCUACACUAAUAGUGCUGCUACAGUUUUUUAGCUCGACUAUUCAUAGAAUAGUGAGCUAUUGCACUCGCCCAUGCGUCGGCGUCCGCGUCCCGAUUUUGGUUAAGGUUUUGUAUGUAAGCUGGUAUCUCAGUAACGACUUGUGGGAAUGGAUUGAAACUUCACACACUUAUUCACUGUGACAAACUGACUUAUAUUGCACAGGUUCCAUAACUCUAUUUUGCUUUUUUACAAAAUUAUGCCCCUUUUUCGACUUAGAAAUUUUUGGUUAAGGUUUUGUAUGUAAGCUGGUAACUCAGUAACCACUUGUGGGAAUGGAUUGAAACUUCACACACUUAUUCACUGUGAUGAACUGACUUACAUUGCACAGGUUCCAUAACUCUAUUUUGCUUUUUUACAAAAUUAUGCCCCUUUUUCGACUUAGAAAUUUUUGGUUAAGGUUUUGUAUGUAAGCUGGUAACUCAGUAACCACUUGUGGGAAUGGAUUGAAACUUCACACACUUAUUCACUGUGAUGAACUGAUCUACAUUGCACAGGUUCCAUAACUCUGUUUCGCUUUUUUACAAAAUUAUGCCCCUUUUUCGACUUAGAAAUUUUUGGUUAAGGUUUUGUAUAUAAGCUGGUAUCUCAGUACUUACUAAUGGGAAUGGAUUGAAACUUCACAUACUUGUUCAAUAUCAUGAUCUGACAUGCACUAAGCAAGUCCCAUAACUCUACUCUCUUUUUUUUCAAAAUUAUGCCCCUUUUUCGACUUAGCAGUUUUUGGUUAAAUUUUUGUAUGUAAUCUGAUAUCUCAGUAUCCACUAAUUGGAAUGGAUUGAAAUUUCACACACUUGUUCACUGUCAUGAUCUAACAUGCACUGUGAAGGUCCCAUAACUCUACUUGGCAUUUUUACAAAAUUAUGCCCCUUUGACUUAGCAGUGUUUUGUUAAGUUUUUGUAUGUAAGCUGGUAUCUCAGUAUCCACAUAUUGGAAAGGAUUGAAACUUCACACACUUGUUCACUGUCAUGAUAUGACAUGCAGUACAGAGGUUCAAUACCUCUACUUUGCAUUUUACAAAAUUAUGCCCCUUUUUCAACUUUUGUAUUCAUUCAAUUGACAAGGCUGUUGAAUAGUCGAGCGUUGCUGUCCUCCGACAGCUCUUGUUUUACUCCCACUGUGUUAGUGACCAUGUAGGCAUAUAGCGUUUGAACUGUCAGUCUGUUUAUCCUUGGGACUAUCUUUCUUGUGUACUUACCACCUCCCACAGUUUCCAUCCGAUUCAAAUGAAAUUUGGUUUUUCGUUAUCAACAUGAAAUAGACAUGUUUUUAUUUUUGAGACUUUCUUGCCCCUUUUUAUACGCCAGUCUCUGCAGGUGCGGGGCAUAUUAUGCCAAUAACAGAGGCGGGCGGGCGGCGUCCAAAUGCAUGUCUGCUCUCUUCGUCAAAAAGUUUUCAUCCGAUCUUCACCAAACUUGGUGAUAAUGUUUGUGGUCAUAAUAUCUCGGGCCAAGUCCGAUAACCAGCAAAAUCACACCAGGCAUUCUUAGUUAUGGCCCUUUAAUUACUCAAAAUUUGUCCACCUUGUCAAACAGUUUUCAUCCGAUCUUCACCAAACUUGGUGACAAUGUUUGUGGGCAUAACAUCUCGGCCAAGUUUGAUAACCAGCAAAAUCGCCUUAGGCACUCUUGGAUUAUGGCACUCUUGAGUUAUGGCCCUUGAAUUACUAAAAAAUCUGCAAUAUUAGCCUUGUCCGCCCUCUAAGUCGAAUAGUUUUUAUCCGAUCUUCACCAAACUUAGUGACAAUGUUUGUGGGCAUAUUAUCUUGGCUAAGUUCGAUAACCAGCAAAAUCGCCUUAGGCACUCUUGGAUUAUGGCCCUUGAAUUACUCAAAAAUCUGCAAAUUGAACCUUGUCCGCUCUCCAAGUCGAACAGUUUUCAUCCAAUCUUCACCAAACUUGCUGACAUUGUUUACAGGUUAAAUAUCUCAGCCAGGUUCAAUAACCAGCCAAAUGCCUCAGGCACUCUUGGAUUAUGGCCCUUGAUUUAGGCCAAAUUUGAUGACAGGUGUAUUUUGUGACAGUCUGCCACUCUUGUUUUUACUUAGUCACUUUACAUCUACAUCUGAAAAAUGUCUGCUCAACUCCUACAGUUUCUAUCCAGUUAAGAUGAAACUUGGUAUUCAUCAUCAGUAUGAAGUGGACAUAUUCGUAAUUCCGGGUUUGCCCUUGUUCAUGUGUCAGACUUUGUGUCAUCCAUAUCUCAAAAAGUAUUUGACCUAGAGUGAUCAUACGUCACAGGAUUGAUUUUCAGCAUAUGAAAUUGUGCACCUGAUGUUUUAAUUUAAAUUAACAUGACCAGACUAGAGUUAUGGCCCUUGACUAAGUAAAAACAAAUGCAUAUAGUCAAAAAGAUUGGGGGCAUCAGUGUUCUAUUGACAAACAUAGAGUUUGAGUUACGCCCUUUUUUGGACUUACUUAUAUAUAUCAAAAUCUGUACCUUGUGUACUCACUUCCUACAUUUUUCAUCCAAUUCAGAUAGAACUUUUUAUUGAGCAGACAUACACAUACUGUUUGGAAUUUCAUUUGAGGAUUUUUGUUGUCAUUUUGGUGGUGGGGGGAGGAGAUGUUGCAUUUGGCUUCUUUUUGACAAUAUUUUAUUUUAUCAAGCAUUUCCGAGGGGCAUUUGUCAUACAAUGUUGACAUCAUUCUUGUUAGCUCACCUGUCACAAAGUGACAAGGUGAGCUUUUGUGAUCACGUAGCGUUCGUCGUCCGUCCGUCCAUGCGUAAACUUUUGCUUGUGACCACUCUAGAGGACACAGUUUUCAUGGGAUCUUUAUGAAAAUUAGUCAGAAUGUUCAACUUGAUGAUAUCUAGGUCAAGUUCGAAACUGGGUCACGUGCAUUCAAAAAAUAGGUCAGUAGGUCAAAUAGAAGCCUUAUUUUUCAUGGGAUCUGCAUGAAAAUUGGUCAGAAUGUUCAUCUUGAUGAUAUCUAGGUUAAGUUCGAAACUGGGUCAACUGCGGUCCAAAAACUAGGUCUAAAAAUAAAAAAACCUUGUGACCUCUCUAGAGGCCAUAUUUUUCAUAAGAUCUUCAUGAAAAUUGGUCAGAAUGUUCAUCUUGAUGAUAUCUAGGUCAAGUUCGAAACUGGGUCACGUCCAAUCCAAAACUAGGUCAGUAGGUUAUUUUUCAUGGGAUCUGCAUGAAAAUUGGUCAGAAUGUUCAUCUUGAUGAUAUCUAGGUUCAGUUCGAAACUGGAUCAACUGCGGUCCAAAAACUAGGUCAGUAGGUCAAAUAAUAGAAAAACCUUCUGACCUCUCUAGAGGCCAUAUUUUUCACAAGAUCUUCAUGAAAAUUGAUCAGAAUGUUCAUCUGGAUGAUAUCUAGGUCAAGUUUGAAACUGGUUCACGUGCAGUCUAAAAGUAGGUCAUUAGGUCAAAUAAUACAAAAACCUUGUCACCUCUCUAGAGGUCAGAUUUUUCAUGGGAUCUGCAUGAAAAUUGGUCAGAAUGUUCAUUUUGAUGAUAUCUAGGUCAAGCACGAAACUAGGUCAUGUGCGGUCAAAAACUAGGUAAGUAGGUCAUAUAAUAGGAAAACCUUGUGACCUCUGUAGAGGCCAUAUUUAUCAUGGGAUCUGCAUGAAAAUUGGUCAGAAUGUUUAUCUUGAUGAUACUUAGGCCAAGUUCGAAACUGGGUCACAUGCAGUCAAAAACUAGGUCAGUAGGUCAAAUAAUAGAAAAACCUUGUGACCACUCUUAGAGGCCAUAUUUUUCAUGGGAUCUGUAUGAAAGUUGGUCUGAAUGUUCAUCUUGAUGAUAUCUAGGUCAAGCUUGAAACUGGGUCAACUGCGAUCUAAAACUAGGUCACUAGGUCUAAACAUAGAAAAACCUUUUGACCUCUCUAGAGGCCAUAUUUUUUAAUGGAUCUUCAUGAAAAUUGGUGAGAAUGUUCACCUUGAUGAUAUCCAGGUCAAGUUUGAAACUGGGUCACAUGCGGUCAAAAAGUAGGUCAGUAGGUCUAAAAAUAGAAAAACCUUGUGACCUCUGUGAAGGCCAUAUUUUUCAUGAGAUCUUCAUGAAAAUUGGUCAGAAUGUUCACCUUGAUGAUAUCUAGGUCAAGUACAAAACUGGGUCACAUGCCUUCAAAAACUAGGUCAUUAUUUGACCUUCUUGUCCUUAAGUGCAAUGAUAACAGGUGAGCGAUAUAGGGCCAUUUUGGCCCUCUUGUUUUUUCAUUGUUGUUGAAUCAAAACCCAGCAAGACUUGUUAAUUUUUUCUCUCAUAAGGUAGCCAUCCAGCUGUCAUAGAGAAGAUAAUCAAUUUAAUUUCAUGGUUUACCGGUAGGUUAAUUUCAUGGUUUAGGUCAAUUUCAUGGUUUAGGUCAAAACAGAUAUUCAAUGGCAUAUUAAAUGUGUAUUUCAACUUUAAGACAUUAAAUGAAUGGGACUUUGUUUGUUUGUAUAAAACUUCAUGCACUCACUUGACCAUGAAGUUGACCCCACCCCCGCAAUGAUUAUUGUGGGAUUUUGCAUGAUGUAGGAGGUACUAUGAAAUCAUAAUGAUUUUGUUAGCAUAAAAUUUAAUGGCUUUUCACUAUUAUAGCGGCUAUUUUGUUGGGGCUUAAAAUCUUGGAUUUUUAUGUUAAAAGAAAAAGUAAGUUGGAAUAUCCAAAGUCCUUUGUAUUUGAUUUCAAAGAUUGAACAACCAAGAAACUCCCCACGAGUAUCAAUGAUUUAACUGUAUAUGGGAUACAGAAUUCAGUAGGCAUUCCUUAAAAGUUGUGUUGCAAUGAUGAGAAAAGAGUUGCAUUACCCCCUCCCCUUGCAAAAAACAGCAUUUAAAGUCCUUACACUUUUAGAUAAUUGGAGCCCUCAGUUUGGCACCAUAUACCUCAUCUGUUGAACAGUUCCUCUCAAUGCAAGCCGAGUUCAAAUUUUGAAAUUAACAGCCAGGUCUUAUGAAUUAUUUUUAGAAUGGGACCUUUCUUUUCCGUAUGUAUGAUACCACCUUGCUAUUGAGAAACAGAAUAUUCAGGAAUCACACAUUUGUGUUUACUUCUUGCCACGCAUAUGUAAUGGUUUAUACUGGCACCAGGGGUCAAAUUAUUUCAUCCGUGGAUGCCUCCCUGCUUUCAUGUUGAGUCCAUCUAAGUUAAUUUGUUCUCCUUAGCUGGUACUAGCCAAGUCCUUGCAGCCUCUUUAAGGGGGCACAAGAACAUUAUCUCCACCAUUUAAGCUGUGAUAAUAUCAUGUUUGAUUGAAGUAAAUAAAAAAAUCUAAAAGUAAAGAUUUAAAAGGGGUUUCUGAGGCUGAUUGGUUUACUCCUCAGUAGUGUUGGUUUGAAACAUUGCUUUGAGUGUAGAAUUCUUCCUGUGAGGAUGCUAUCCAUUGCCUUCUGGGAGGUGGGUGAUACAGAAAUGCACAGAGGGGCACCUUUGGUCUUCCUAAACUAUCAACCACUGAAAAGUUGCCAAAUGACAUAUAAAUUGUGUUGGUUUGACUUGUAACAAAAAUUGUAAGUAAUAACAAAUCUGUAAAUGAGAGGUAUCUAUCAGGUCCCAUUGUAACAUGAACAAUUACAUAGUCCUUUAAGUGUAUUUCUAAUGCCAAAUUUUUGUGUUCAGAUUUUCAUUUUCCUCAUGUUUUGUUCAUUGAAAUGAUAACAUAUUUCAUAUCUGUCUAAGCUUUGUUUUGCUUUUUCAUAUUUCUGAUGUUUAUGAUUUUAAGGGCAAUACCAUCUUUUUGAAAUAUACUUCUUUCUGUUCUGCAUAUUGUAAAUUUCAUUUGCUUCCCCGAGUUAAAUAGUAUAGGGAAAUGCCAGAAGAAAGUGGUUAUAAUUUGUUGAUAGGAUUUAAAGAAAUAAGGGAAAUAAUUGGAAGAUUGAACAUGGGGAUCAUUCAGAUGUUGCAGGUUAUCUUUGAUAGUGUUAAUUGACUCCUUUCAGAAAAUAGCCUUAUCUUUUUGUGAGAGGGGAAAAAAUGAAAGCAUUGUGAGACAUUUUAUGCUAGUUAAAUCCAUUUGCUUUCUGUGUAGAGUUAUGUCCAAUUUGACCGAGUUGAAGUCUGUGGUGCAGAUUUUGCUGUGUCUCUGCAGGUUUAAGUGAUCAACUUAUAUCCCAGUAUGAACUUGCUUUGUACACAAAUGUCAGAAAAGAUAAGUUACAGGUAUACAUGUAUGUGUUUGUAUUCUUUAUAUAUGAGAAGCCUAUCACAAUCUAGUGUCAUGGUAAGAGGAUAUAUUGUACUUUAGAAGAAAGUUGCUUUUUUCAUUGCAUAUUUAUAUUGAUUCAUAAAUACAUUCAACUAAAUGUCUGAUUGUUCUAACAUAAUGUGUUUGAUAUUUCAAAAAAAUGUUAAUAGAGAGAUAUAAAUAAAGUGAAGAAUUGUGAAA